AUGUUGGUGGUGAGCCCAUCUGGGCAGCCAGCCCUGCUGCUCCUGCUUUUGGCUCUGGUGUUGCCUUCUUCCUGCUCAGCCAUAUCCAUAGACGAGGCACGGAAUGAGCUGUUAAAAAGAGAGAAGAUGGUACGACUUGGCGGACAGUUGGUGCUGAAGAAAGAAGAGGAAGAAGCCAAUGGCAAACUCAUGGCGCUCAAAAAGGCCGAGAUAACUGAGGCCAUGAGGACCCAGAAUUUCCCACCCAGAAUGCACUUUUUCCAGGCCAAGGAACUCAUUGAGAAAAGUGAGGUGUUUCAGAUUCUGAAGAAGAUGCCAAAAGGGGCUGCCUUACAUCUCCACGACUUUGGCAUCCUGGAUGUGGACUGGCUAGUAAGAAAUGUCACCUACAGGCCGUACUGUCAUUUCUGUAUCACUCCCAAGGGUAUCCUGAAGUUCAAGUUUAUUCGCCCACCUGCCCCUCCUCCUGAUAAAGAAGACUGCUCAGAGUGGAUUUUGCUGGAGGACCACAGAAGAAAGCUGGAGAAUGUCACUGAUUUUGACAACAAACUGCUGAAGACUUUUACUCUGGUGACGGAGAACCCCGAGGUGGCUUAUUUAGACCAAAAUGUGAUUUGGGCAAAGUUUGAAAUCAUCUUCCUCACCAUCUCUGGCCUUGUCAGUUAUGCACCAGUGUUCAGAGACCACAUCUUCCGGGGCCUGGAGGAGUUCUACCUGGACAAUGUCAUGUACCUGGAGCUCCGGGCCACGCUGCUUCCGGUGUAUGAACUGAAUGGGAAAAUCCACAAUAGUAGCUGGUGUGUGAAGACUUACAAAGAAGUGGCUGAGCAGUUUGCAAAGGAUCAUCCUGAGUUUCUUGGACUCAAGCUCAUUUAUUCGGACCACAGGUCCAAGGCUGCACGUCUCAUCAAAGACUCCAUCAGAACAGCUAUGGCGCUUCGAACUGAUUUUCCCACGAUGGUUGCUGGCUUUGACCUGGUGGGACGUGAGGACACUGGCCACACUUUGUACGAUUAUAAGGACGUUUUGCUGAUUCCAACCAUGGAAGGUGUUAAAUUACCAUACUUUUUACAUGCUGGAGAGACAGAUUGGCAGGGUACUUCCAUAGACUAUAAUCUUCUAGAUGCCCUGAUACUGAACUCCACCAGAAUUGGACAUGGAUUUGCUUUGAGCAAACACCCAGCCGUCAUGGAAGAGUUACGGAGAAAGGAUAUCCCCAUAGAAGUCUGUCCCAUUUCCAAUCAGGUUCUAAAGUUAGUGGCUGACCUAAGAAACCACCCUGCAGCUACUUUGAUGGCCACUGGACACCCCAUUGUGAUCAGCUCUGAUGACCCAGCCUUCUUUGGUUCUAAAGGCUUGACCUAUGAUUUCUAUGAGGCCUUCAUGGGCAUUGGCGGGAUGGACGCUGACUUGAGGACACUCAAACAGAUGGCUACAGACUCUCUCAAGUAUAGUGCCAUGUUGCCUAUUGAGAAAAAGACCGCCAUGCGUAUCUGGGAGAAAAGAUGGAACACGUUUAUAGAUUACCUGAGCAAGAACCAGUUGGCCAAGGCCAAGGCCAAAGCCACACUUUGUUGA
Messenger RNA from Elephantulus edwardii (Cape elephant shrew), 1578 nucleotides. It is a transcript of the gene ADA2, whose product is annotated as cat eye syndrome chromosome region, candidate 1. The transcript is spliced from 10 exons. Gene Ontology annotation, biological process: inosine biosynthetic process; adenosine catabolic process. Bases 1 to 1578 code for a protein of 525 amino acids. NCBI's taxonomy places the organism in Eukaryota, Metazoa, Chordata, Mammalia, Macroscelidea, Macroscelididae. Gene Ontology annotation, molecular function: adenosine deaminase activity. The record is from RefSeq and is a predicted model, not a curated record.